CUCUACCGCGCCGGCUGGACGGGCACCUACGAGGCCCUGUUGAGUGACAUCACCAUCUGGGACUGGCGCCAGCACGCCUGGAACAAACACGCGCGGCCGCGGCUCGCCGGGUGGCGGCUAUCAAGCAGGUGGCACCCCGGAUGGGACCAGGCCGGGGCGUGA
Molecule: messenger RNA, 162 nt
Organism: Monoraphidium neglectum
Lineage: Eukaryota; Viridiplantae; Chlorophyta; Chlorophyceae; Sphaeropleales; Selenastraceae
Exons: 1
Source: RefSeq, a predicted model, not a curated record